Brettanomyces bruxellensis is the source of this 1308-nucleotide messenger RNA. RefSeq lists its product as uncharacterized. The coding region runs from base 1 to 1308 and encodes 435 amino acids. The transcript has a single exon. Lineage: Eukaryota; Fungi; Ascomycota; Pichiomycetes; Pichiales; Pichiaceae. The record is from RefSeq and is a predicted model, not a curated record.
AUGAAAACCAUGAAACCGAAUUUACACUUGAAUCUCAACCGGAACAAGAGCUCCUCCUACUUGGACCCUAAUGGGCCACCUUCUGCACCAGGCGGUUGUGUUACACCAAUUACCCCAUCUGGAUAUUGCACGCCUGUCAACACGAACUUUCCAUCCAUUCUGCAACUCGAAAGACCUUCGUUUCCAGGAAUUUCACGAAGCAGUUCUCUGUGCUCAUCGACUUCAGACUUAGGGCAUGAUCUCAACAAGUCUACUGGUUCGGAUCCAACACAGCACCUGUCUCCAAUCUAUCAGUGCAAUAGUGUUGGAUCCAUGGCUUCAUCAAUUGGAGGUGGUCAGACCGCCAGCCCUGUUAAUAUGAGCAGUUAUGACUUCACUCCAGCCUUUGACGAGGCGUUAAUGGAGCUUUAUCAUGCUUAUGCGAACGCACCAAGUGUCACGCCGUUUAAUAUGAAUUUCCCACCUUCUGGUGUGUGCUCAAAGAUCUCAAAGCAAAUGUAUAUUGCCCUUCUGCAUAACCAGGAUCUCAAGAUUGACGUUUCCGCACAGAAAAGUGACGACCUCAUGCUUGAGGCAAACAGAAUAAACUGUCUAGCUGUGAUACGAAGAAGACUUUUGGAGCUCAGCAACUCCAAUGCGGACCGGACCAUCCAGAUUGCGUCCAGAAACGAUUCGUCAGUUUCUCUAACGACUCCAACUACACCUUUCCAGCCUCUGAUCCACAGACCUUCGUGGUUGCACCAAAAUUUGGCAUUUAAUGCCGCCCGAAUCUCUUCCACGGAUUCUCUAGUUGACUCAGUCCAGCUACCAGCAGAUGCUGCUACCAAUCAACAGCAAAUUUCUGCUCCAUCGUCCUCACAGCAGUACCGAAGCCACUCUUUGUCGCCAUUCGCACCUCCUUACACCAGAAAGCAGCUGCACUCGCCUCACGAGAUGAUGACACCUCCUUCUUCGUCCAGAAAACUAAGCAGUGGCUCGCCGUUGGCACCGUUGUUUCCUAAUGUGUGCAGUAACGGCUCCCCUCGCCUUAAUAGCCACAGUUCAACGAGUAAAGGCGGUGCGGAGCAAGAUUUCCAGUCUGAUGUUUUCACAUUUGAGACUUACAAGCCACUCCAAAGUCCGUUCAAGCAGAAUUUCUCGCCAAACAAGGUGAGGGCCCGGAGAUCCGGUUCUAGAAGUUCGUUAUCGAGUCCUCUUGCCACAAUGAGCAGUGCGAAUGAGUCGGAUAUGGCUUCAUCAGAUUCGUUGUUCAACAUCACGGCUCAGAGGAAAAGAGACAGUUUGAACAUGAAGCGGAAUAUGAUGUAG